GCUUAUGCGGGUAACAUGGGAGGUUACAAGAACGAAGGCUUUGUUGAAGUUCUUGCGGCUUAGCAGAGCCCCGAGAAUCCCAACUGGUUCCAGGGGACGGCUGAUGCGGUGAGACAGUACCUGUGGCUCUUUGAGGAACAUAAUGUCUUGGAGUUUUUGGUUCUUGACGGAGACCAUUUGUAUAGGAUGGAUUAUGAGAUGUUUAUUCAGGCACACACAGAGACUGAUGCGGAUAUCACUGUGGCUGCACUGCCAAUGGAUGAACAGAGAGCCACUGCUUUUGGUCUGAUGAAGAUCGAUGAAGAAGGACGGAUUAUUGAAUUUGCUGAGAAACCCAAAGGGGAGCAACUCAAAGCUAUGAAGGUUGAUACUACCAUUUUGGGUCUUGAUGAUGAGAGAGCCAAGGAGAUGUCUUACACUGAUUUUAGAAAUUGUGGGUACACUUGGUCCUAAAUCUCGAUCGGUGAUGUUAUUUCUGGUUGCCUGAAAGCUGGAAUGUCCGGUAUGAGAUUUUCAACCUAUUUGAUUUCAUAUAUUUUUGGUUUUUUUAACUAAUUAAAGAAUGAAUAACUGCUUUUGUGAAGCUUUUCAGUCUGUUGGGCUUGGUUGGAUUUUUGACAUGGGGUUUUGAAAUUAUUCAUGGGUUUUUUGUUUUAUUGAAGGAAAAUUGUGUUAGGAUUGGAUUUAGGUUUUUGGUCGAGAAUUUUAGAUGUUUUUUUAUUUAGUUUUUAUUACUUUGUUUGUAGUGGGUUUUAUUUUUUUUAAAUCUGAUUAUGUUGUUUGUAGUGAGUUUAUUUUCAAUCUGAGAAUGGUUUGGCAUAGGUGGAUUUAUGUGUUACUAUAUUUUUUGUAUGUGCAUGUUAUAUUAAGUAUUAAUGUGUUAUUUUUUAGAGGCAAGUAUAGGUUUUAAAAGUUUUUGUUGUUCUUUUAUAAAGGUUGCAUGGUUUUUUUAAUAAAAUUAUGUAACAUUUUAACAAUCCCAAGUAUUAAUGGGUUAGCUCUAGAUCUAAGAAUUUUAUUUAUGCAUUGUUAGCAUUAUUUGUUUGAGUAUUAUUUAAUCU
This is a messenger RNA of Humulus lupulus (European hop), 1061 nucleotides long. Its product is annotated as glucose-1-phosphate adenylyltransferase small subunit, chloroplastic/amyloplastic-like. Gene Ontology annotation, biological process: glycogen biosynthetic process. Gene Ontology annotation, molecular function: glucose-1-phosphate adenylyltransferase activity. The coding region runs from base 187 to 453 and encodes 88 amino acids. The record is from RefSeq and is a predicted model, not a curated record. Lineage: Eukaryota; Viridiplantae; Streptophyta; Magnoliopsida; Rosales; Cannabaceae. The transcript has 3 exons.